GAAGAUCUUGGUUCAGCUCCAUUAAAGAGUGUUUCAUUUAGAAAGCAUAGAAACAUUGUGAUCAUAGAGUAGACAUUUUAGAAUAAGAGUUAUAGGAUAAUAUUGGUAUUUCUUUAUAAUCAAUAUUGUCUGAUUGGGGAAUCUAGCAGGGGUUUAAAAAUGAGAUUAUUUGCACAAACUGGUAAUCAAUAGUUUAAAUUGAACAUUUAAUUGAUUCAGUGAUAAGAUGACACUCUUUAUUGAAAACAUAUGAAUUCUGGUUAAAAGAUUGAAUAGUUGGAGAUGACAAACACUUUAAAAAGACAAUCAUAUUUGAAUUGAAGGAUUAUUAUCUAUCUGCAAACGGAACUAUUGAUUGAAGGGUAAACAAUGUAUUCGGAGGAUAUAUUGCUGCGCAGUCUGCAGCCAAAGUUAAUGCUACCAAUGACGAGGAAUAUGCCGAAGUCCUCGGCCAGUGUUCCAAGUAGAAACCAACCAAGAAAUAUGACUGGAAUUUACCUUGGCCUGGAAGGGAAUAUUAAUCCACCACCCAACAAAGGAGGUACUGCUGCCAAUGUGAGGAAGGGCACAUCAUCCAAGUCCAGAACCACGGCUGAGAUCAGGCGAUAUAAAAUGGUUGAAUCUUUAAGGGUCAAGGAAAACUGUAUAAAAGGCUUCAAGGGUGGUACCUUAAAGAAGAAGUUGCCUGUGGAAGUAUGGGAUGAAGAGAACUUGACACCACGCUGCUCCAAUCCCCAGCAAGUACAUCACAGGAAGUGGGGACCGGCCAAGUCUGCUGACCCAAGACACUUUGAUGAUGUUAUACGGCAAAAUGCCAGACACUACACUGCAAUAAACAAUAAUGGUGUGACUCGAUCAGAAAACCUGACAGGGUUGAUGAGCUUUGCUGACCAUUAUGGCUUUGAGAUGGUCACUCCCCCACCCGAAGCUUUAGUGGACGAAGUUCAGCGAAUGGCCAGUGCCCAUGAUGACCUUGCUGGUCUGGAAGAAUGUUUUAAGAAAGUCUGCAAGAGUAACCCGGAGUCACUUCACAGCCUGCUGCCCCUGAGAAAAGUCAGUGCCCGCCCGGGUAGCUACUCUACAGGAUUCACUGUCAGGAGCUACAGAAACCCGAAUACUGCAGAGAUCCUGGCUGAGUUUGAGCCCUCACGCCCAAAGACCGUGCCAGUCAACCAGGCUCAUCAGCGCCAGCCCCUUGUGCCUGCUCCAUACUUCUUCAAACACUUCAACAAACCAAGGACUGCCAAUAGCACCAAGAAGAGGAACUCUCCUGUAUCACAACCAGAAGGAGAUCAGUUCAGCGUAUUGAAUGGGGAAAAGAUAUUUGGAGCCCCGGGUACGGGCACUGUGUCUCGGUCGUUGCGGGCAGGUGGGGCAAGGUCAUCCUCCGCAUGGACAGAUGGGGAUGCUGGAAGGAUACGAAGGGGAACUCCGCGGAAUGACUCUCCAGGCAAGGAUUUAGGUGUAAACAGCAGUGGGCCAUUAGAGCUAAGAGCAGAAGGUGUCCAACUAGGAGGCGGUGGCAGUGAAGAGCGAGCAAACCAAGGCGAGUUAACUGGACACGCCACACACACAGCACCAUCGUCAGAGUCUGGUACAGGCAGGUCUGGUAGACUCACACACAAUACGCCCAUCAUGGACCCACCACAGCGCCAGACCAGCAACAAUGGCACAAUACGGCUUGACCUUGAGAAUGAGGAUGGAAAGAAACAGGAAAUCUACCUGGAUGAUGCAGAAUUUUCAGGGGAGUUAGACAUAGAGAAAGCAAGAGAGUCUGAGGCUAAAGUUGCAUCCAUGCAGGAAGAUGCUAAACAGCGCAAGAAGGAGCUAGAGCAUUUACUCCAGGAACACGAUGAAAUUGUUAAGACGAUUGUGCGCCAGUCGAGUCAUGACAGUUCCCAAGAUACAUUCCAGUCCACGUCAGACGCGUCACGUCACCAGUGAUCAUGUGAUGUCAAUUAAAGGAAAUGAUUGGAUGUAAUCGAUCAUGUCAUGUACUUGAUGGUCAUGUGAUGUUGUUUAUGGUUAUGUGCUCAUGUCAUGUACAAAAUGGUCAUGUGAUCUGCAUUGAUCAUGUGAUGUUGUUAAUGGUCAUGUGAUCAUGCGAUGUGCACUGUAGAUUGAUCAUUCAUGGUCAUGUGACCAGAGGAAGUGUUUUGACAGUUCUGUAAUGAGACAGUUAAAAAUAUGUUGCCUUAUGUGUGAAGAAAUAUCUGUUUGCAUUUAUUUUCAUUAAAUUAUCAUUACAUUUAUAAUAUUUAUGUGUAGUUAUGUGACAUGGAUUAUGAUCAUAUGACCAGUUUCUUAGUUACAGUUGGCAUUUACAUUAUCAUGGCAUUGCUCAUUCUCAUUGGAACAUUUUUUAUAAGCUUGAAACUCGAAUGAUUUUUUGAUUUACAGUAGCUUAUUUCACAAUUAAUUUUCUCGUCCUCACUGACCGUUUUCUCCUGAAAACUUUAAUCUAAAAUAUGAUAACAUGAGCAUUUGAAUAAAACAUUAAUAAAUUAAAAACAUGUGUUUCUUGUAUACUCGAUUUUGAAUUUGUUUUUACCAGUGCUGGAAAAAUCAUAACUGCAAUUGAUGCUGAAUUUUCUCCUUUUUUCGAAUUUAUAUUGCAAUAUAACCUUGCAAACUGAACAUUUGUAUAUAUAUAUAUAUAUAUAUAUAAGAUAAAUUAAGAUAAUAUAAAACUUUAGAGUUUUAAAGUAUAUAAGAAAAUGGAUCACUGAUAUGUUUGCUCAUAAUGUAACAAACUUCCGCACCUGCCCUAUGGUCAGAUAUUUGUAUUUGGAUUGUUCAUACAUAUGACACUUACUUAUAUAUCAACAAUAAUUGGCUAAUGUCUGCUAUAAACAGAAGGAAAUUGUUAACCUACCUUUUUGUAUAAGGAACAUAAAAUAUUUUGAAAAUUGUAUUCUGAUGACAAGGAUAUGACACUUAUAUUGUGUUUUGUAGGCUUUUUCUGUUUGAAUGUACAUUGCAAUACCAAGUUAAUUAUAUACCUGCAUGGCCACAAUUUCUCGAAACUUCUUAAGCUUAACAGGCUUAAAUAGCUUAUUUCAAUUAGCCAAAAUACAUACUUAAAUUGAAUUAUGAUAAAUGGUUUAUUGUGAUAAUAAUAAAGAUAAUCUUAUCUAAUGUAUAAAAACUCUUAAAGAAGUUAAUAUUAUGCAAUUUAUUAAAAACCAAAAAUAAUUAGAUUACCCUAACCCUAACCCCUGUUAUAAGGGACUUAAGAAGUUUCAAGAAAUUGGGCCCUGGUACAUUUAUUAUAGAAAUACACAUAUCCUUGAUGUUUGAUGUUGCUGAUUUCUCCAUGUGUUAAAGUUGUGUGUUCAUGUAGUUGAUAAUGGCUUUCAAAAUUAAUAUUUAUACAUGAAGUUUUCAUGUUAAUAUUCAUAACACAUUUUUUACAAUAUAUUGUAUGAGCUGAGAUAAUUAUGUUUGAAGGCCCAGAAUCACGCAAUAAUUCUCAUAUUUAAUUUGAGUCUCAGGGUACAAUUGAAAACAAUGCCUUUUACACUUUUGAUGUACUACAAAAACAAAUUAUAUUCAAAUAACUGUUCCAUAAGAAAAGGUUUCCAUGUAUGGCAGUUAGUGGUGUUCAAAAAAGUAUUUUCAAAAAAGUUUGAUGUAAAUAAUCCUUUCAUCUAGUAUCGUUGGUUUAGAAAUUUCUUCUGAUCUUUACAGAAAGCUCCAUAAAUACUUUGUUAACAACUAGCUGUUAGUUUGGAACAUUACAGUUUUGUGUGGUUGUAAUUUGUGUAAAAUCUGUGAUAUGUUAAAUCUAGAUAUUGUAAUUUUAACACACUGGUAUGUGUCAGGUGUUGCCCGGAAUGUGUCAGUUGUUGUCUGUUUUGUUUAACCUUGCAUUUAUUUGUUGACAUAGCACUAGUUACUAACGAAUGACGUUCAAUGGCUUAUGUCAGAUUACCCUGGCACUAGAGAUGAAUGUGCACUAGUAAACACCGACAAUAUGCAAAUUAUGUGUGGCAAGCUCAUUUAGGCUUGAAUAAUUUUAGUUAUACGUUCUUGGUUGACUAGAAAAAAACACUGUGAUUGAGAAUACUUGUUGUUUUGCUUUGUGUUGAUUUUGAAGGUUAAUGUAACAGACAGGUUUUGGCUUGUCUGUUGUUGCUCUUUUAAAAUUAAUAUUUGGGCUGUUUCGAUGGCCUUGCUGCCCUCAGUGUGUUUGGCUGUUUCGAUGCCCUUGCUGCCGUCAGUGUGCAAAAACUUGAACCUUAGCCAUAAUUAAUUAGUUCUUGGUUGACUAGAAAAAAACACUGUGAUUGAGAAUACUUGUUGUUUUGCUUUGUGUUGAUUUUGAAGGUUAAUGUAACAGACAGGUUUUGGCUUGUCUGUUGUUGCUCUUUUAAAAUUAAUAUUUGGGCUGUUUCGAUGGCCUUGCUGCCCUCAGUGUGUUUGGCUGUUUCGAUGCCCUUGCUGCCGUCAGUGUGCAAAAACUUGAACCUUAGCCAUAAUUAAUUAAGUGUUUAAGAUUUAUAGGAAACUUGCUGCACAUGUUGUGCGCACCAUUUAAAGCAAGGCUCAUAACCCUUACUUAAAAAAUGGUCAGAUAAUGUCCCUUGAUACAUUAAUUUUGCCAUGACACAUAAAACUUUGUUGUGUUGUCCGGUUAGCGCAGUGGUUAGCGCACUCGCUUCUCACCAAGGUGACCCGGGUUCGAUUCCCGGCCUUGGUGCAUGUGAGUUUGGUUAGUGGUCACCAAGCCGGACGCAUGGGUUUUCUCUGGGUACUCCGGUUACCCCCACAACGCAAGACCACACUCUCACGCAACAUCGUGCCAACGAGAGUGAUUAAUAUAUAUUGUUAUAGCUUGUUUCACAGUCGUUGUAAAAUUAAAUAAAGUUUAAACUAAAAUUUGUACACAUGUUACAUGGGACAGUAUACAAAUGUGUAGCUAGGUCAACAACAGUGGCUUAAUUAAUUGUCAAUUUAUGCCCCUUGACAGUUGGAAUAAGUCCCGUAGAAACAAGGUGGCCAUAUGUUAAUAAUCAUUUAUGAUAAUGACACAAAACUUUGUAACCAUGUAACGAGUGACAAUGUGCUCAUGUGCAGCAAGGCCCACAACUUCAAUAAUUAUCAAGUUAUGCCUUUUUUACUGAAAAGCACCAACAGACAAGCAAUGGGGUUCACUCUGUUGUUUUAUGUAUACACCUGAGCCCUGUCUUAAUAACAUGUACAAACUUAAUGGUGAAAUAAAUAUAUAUUAUAAAAUAGGCAGUAAAUAGACUGUACUUCAUUGUUUCAUGAUAAUGCCAGUGAAUGUUAUAUCAUUCAGUUAUAUCAUUCAACAAACACAUUUAUCUUGUUCUUUGUGAUUUCAUUCUUUUACCAAUAAAUUCUGAAACAAUU
Mya arenaria is the source of this 5376-nucleotide messenger RNA. RefSeq lists its product as uncharacterized. Bases 370 to 1944 code for a protein of 524 amino acids. The record is from RefSeq and is a predicted model, not a curated record. NCBI's taxonomy places the organism in Eukaryota, Metazoa, Mollusca, Bivalvia, Myida, Myidae. The transcript is spliced from 13 exons.